UUCUCAUUUCUGUGCGCCCUGCUGACAACCGUUCGGAUCUCAGUCUUUUUACUUCGGAUUCGCACUCGGUGUAAUGCUUUGAGUUGUCUGAUCGUAUUCUUCAUCCAUCGUAAUCCCAGAAGUUAAGUUUUAAAUAAGUGUCAAGAUGGUGCGUAUGAACGUGUUGAGUGAUGCUCUCAAAUCCAUCAACAACGCCGAGAAACGAGGCAAACGCCAAGUCUUGAUCAGGCCGUGUUCCAAAGUCAUAAUUAAGUUCUUAAAAGUCAUGAUGAGCCAUGGAUACAUUGGUGAAUUUGAAAUAGUUGAUGAUCAUAGAGCUGGUAAAGUUGUUGUCAACUUGACUGGUCGUUUAAAUAAAUGUGGUGUCAUUUCUCCAAGAUUUGAUGUACCUAUUAGAAAUAUUGAAAAAUGGACCAACCAACUUCUGCCAUCUAGACAAUUCGGAUUUGUAGUGCUGACCACUAGUGGAGGUAUUAUGGAUCACGAAGAAGCCAGACGGAAACAUUUAGGAGGCAAAAUCUUAGGAUUUUUCUUUUAAAGUAUUGUACGUUUUUAUCUUUAAUUUGUAUGACUAAUAAAAAAAAUGUACUA
Messenger RNA from Sipha flava (yellow sugarcane aphid), 591 nucleotides. Its product is annotated as 40S ribosomal protein S15Aa. Gene Ontology annotation, molecular function: structural constituent of ribosome. The record is from RefSeq and is a predicted model, not a curated record. The transcript is spliced from 4 exons. Gene Ontology annotation, biological process: translation. The coding region runs from base 146 to 538 and encodes 130 amino acids. NCBI's taxonomy places the organism in Eukaryota, Metazoa, Arthropoda, Insecta, Hemiptera, Aphididae. Gene Ontology annotation, cellular component: ribosome; cytosolic small ribosomal subunit.